CGACGUUCUCCAACCCCGUUGUGCAUAAUAAUCUGUAUUAAUAAUUCCAUCCAUUCUUUGAAUCCUGAGCCGUCUCUGCAGUCUGCAAGCAUGUCUGUAGCGGGCUUCAAGAAGCAAUUCCACAAAGCCACUCAGAAAGUGAGUGAGAAAGUGGGCGGAGCUGAGGGAACGAAGCUCGAUGAGGACUUUAUGGAAAUGGAAAAGAAGGUGGACGCAACCACCCGGGCAGUCAUGGACAUCAUGACCAAGACGACGGAGUACCUGCAGCCUAACCCAGCCACCAGAGCCAAGAUGAGCAUGAUGAACUCCAUGUCUCGCAUGCGCGGUCAGGAGAAGGGACCCGGCUACACUCAGACAGAAGCCAUCUUGGGAGAGUCCAUGCAGCGUUUCGGUCGCGAGCUCGGCGAAGAGUCCAAUUUUGGCCUGGCUCUGAUCGACGCCGGCGAGUGCAUGCGCGAGCUCGCCGAGGUUAAAGACGCCCUGGACAUGGAAGUCAAGCAGAACUUCAUCGACCCGCUGCAGAACCUUCACGAGAAAGACCUCAAGGAGAUCCAGCAUCACCUGAAGAAGAUGCAGGGCCGGCGUCUGGACUUUGACUACAAGAAGAAACGGCAGGGCAAAGUGACGGAAGACGAGCUCAAGCAAGCGCUGGAGAAGUUUGACGAAUCCAAGGACAUCGCCGAGCUCAGCAUGUUCAACCUGCUGGAGAGCGACAUCGAGCAGGUGAGUCAGCUGUCGGCGCUCGUCCACGCUCAGGUGGAGUAUCACACCCGGGCGUCCGAGAUCCUCACGCAGUUGUCUGGUAAAAUCGACGAACGGAUAAAAGAUUGUUCUCACAAGCCUCGCAAAGAGUACGUCCACAAGCCUCGCACCACUCUGGACUUCUCCUCCGUCAGCGAGAACCACAACGGAGGCAUCCAUGGCGCUCGUUCUCCGGGAGCGAGGUCACCAGCUCGAUCCCCAGCCCCCAUGGACCAGCCAUGCUGCCGCGCCCUCUACGACUUCGACCCCGAAAACGAGGGCGAGCUCGGCUUCAAGGAGGGCGACAUCAUCACCUUGACCAACAAGAUCGACGACAACUGGUACGAGGGGAUGCUGCACGGCAACUCGGGCUUCUUCCCCAUCAACUACGUGGACAUCCUGGUGCCCCUGCCGCACUAGAGCGCCACCUGCUGCUCGUCGCUGUAACGCAGUCACGGCCACGUAAGAAAUCAACAAAUGAAAACAUCUCUUCCCCGAAACGACCCGAUUGAACCCAGCCUGCUGCAAACUGCUUAAUGCAACAAUAAAGCACCGGGCGGCCUGCGGCAUAGUUUCAACUCUGCAUCCGUGUGGUAGUCACCCCCCCCCCCCCUCACCCCCCCCCCUCCACUCCACCAUCCCACUUUAUGUCCGUUGCUGUACUUUGUGAACGUCCGCCCCAGUAGAUAGAAUUUUCUCUAAAAAAAUAAAACAUUGUGUGCAUUAUAUUUGUUAGCGAUCAAAAAAGUAGAUCAAAAGAAGGUGUUUGGCACCUAUUCAACAUCUUCCCUUGCAUUAAAAAAAAAAAAAAAAAGUUGGGUUUGCAAUCCCUUUGUUUGUGUUUUUCUGUUUGUACUUCUUUUUGAUUUGGGACUGCAGUGUCUCAGCAUGUUGUGUAAAAUGGGGUUCAGAUACCAAAACGAGCGAACAAAAAAAAAAAUCAUUUGCAAUCUCUUUUAUUUUUGCAUGUGGGGCGGAACAGUAUCUAUGUAUGUGAAAUUCCACGUCCGAGCCAGUGAUAAGUGAUCACUUGAUUUUCCGAAAGAUGAAAGUUAUGCCGUAACAUGUGGUCGCUCCGUAUGAAAUGAAAAAGUAUUUGGUAAAUCGGUAAAGAUAAUAUUUUAACUCGCCCCCCCC
Messenger RNA from Syngnathus typhle (broad-nosed pipefish), 1878 nucleotides. It is a transcript of the gene sh3gl2a, whose product is annotated as SH3 domain containing GRB2 like 2a, endophilin A1. Lineage: Eukaryota; Metazoa; Chordata; Actinopteri; Syngnathiformes; Syngnathidae. The coding region runs from base 91 to 1161 and encodes 356 amino acids. Gene Ontology annotation, biological process: synaptic vesicle uncoating. The record is from RefSeq and is a predicted model, not a curated record. Gene Ontology annotation, molecular function: protein binding. The transcript is spliced from 11 exons. Gene Ontology annotation, cellular component: glutamatergic synapse; presynapse; cytoplasm.